Argiope bruennichi is the source of this 1796-nucleotide messenger RNA. Its product is annotated as cytochrome P450 3A24-like. Bases 170 to 1735 code for a protein of 521 amino acids. The record is from RefSeq and is a predicted model, not a curated record. Lineage: Eukaryota; Metazoa; Arthropoda; Arachnida; Araneae; Araneidae. Gene Ontology annotation, molecular function: monooxygenase activity; oxidoreductase activity, acting on paired donors, with incorporation or reduction of molecular oxygen; heme binding. The transcript has 14 exons.
AUGUAAUUCGAACGGGAUGUCAGAAAUAAGCAAGUGAUGUUGAACUGAAUGUUGAAAAGCAGGCAUUAUGUUUUUCAUUCUCUAGAGCUGAAUAAGCAGCUCAACAAGAACUUCAAAUUUUCCAUCAUCAAAUACUAUUUUACGAAGAUAAGUUUGAAAAUUGACUGAGAUGUUCGGAUACGAUUUAUAUACUUGGAUGCCUAUAUGCAUUUCUUUCGUGAUAGUAUUAUUUACAGUAUUGUAUUGGUAUAUAACCAGAAAUGACAAUUAUUGGAAGAAACGAGGCGUGCCUUUUGUUCCUCGACGAAACAUUUUCAAACUUCUUUGGUUGGUUUACAAAAAGCCUCUAAAUGAACUUCUGAAAAUGGAUAUCGGGAAAUAUGGGCAUGCGGUAGGGGACUUUGAAGGAAGCACACCUAUAUUUGUUUUAACUGAGCCUGAUCUUCUGAGAGAUGUUUUGGUUAAAGAUUUUCACAUAUUUCAUUCCAGAAGGCGUAUAGACGUAUAUGAUCCUCUAACCAAAAAUUUAGUUUCUCUGUUGGAGGGAGAAGACUGGAAACGUGUUCGCACGAUCAUCACUCCUGCGUUCACUUCAAAGAGAAUGAGACAGAUGGGAUCUAUCAUAAAUGAAUGUUCAAAAUCAUGUAUAGAAAACUGCGAAAAAUCUUUCAAUGAGGGAAAAUCUGUUGAAUGCAAAAGCAUGUUCAAUACUUUUACCAUGGACGUCAUAGCAAAAGCUGCUUUUGGUACUCAAAUCGAUUCUCACAAUGAUCCUGAUAAUGCCUUUUUAAAGGAAGCUAAAAAGAAUUUCGUGGAACCAAGAAUCCUAACAAUACUCAUCGCACUUAUUCUUCCUUCGUGGAUAUUACUGAGACUCUCUAUAUUCCAUCUGGAUAGAAAUCACUUCUUUCAAAAUGUCAUAGAGACUGUUAUUAAGGAAAGGAAAAAAACUGGGAAAAAGUACAAUGAUGUCUUGCAAAUCUUAAUGGAUGCUGCCGAUGAAAAUGAACAAUCACUAAACUCAGAAGGGUUCGAAGAUGAAACCGACCGAUUUGGAAGUAUUGCAGAGAGUAAUGUAUCUUCACUAUUCAAAAAUAAAAAACUAUCUAAAAUUGAGUUGUUAUCGCAAUGCGUACUGUUUUUCUUUGCGGGCUUUGAAACUACAGCGUCAGUGCUUACCUUUUUGGCAUACGAGCUCGCAAUGAAUCCAGAAUGGCAAGAAAAACUUAUUGAAGAAGUAGACAAGGCUUUUGAAAAGCACUCUGAAAUGAGCUAUGACGCUGUACGAGAUAUGAAGGUACUGGACGCCAUAGUGUCAGAAAUAUUGCGAAUGUACCCUGUCGCUAUAUUAACUGAAAGAACAGCUUCUGAAGAUUACGAACUGGGAAACACCGGAAUAAAAAUCGAAAAAGGAAUCCGUAUUGCAAUUCCUAUAUAUAGAAUGCAUUACCAUCCGGAUUUAUUUCAAGAUCCGGAAACCUUUAAUCCGAAUAGAUUCAUGGAUCCAUCAGAAACAAGGCAUCACCCGUAUUCUUAUUUACCUUUCGGUGCGGGACCGAGGAACUGCCUAGGUAUGCGCUUUGCACUGUUGGAAAUCAAAGUGUGUGUGGCUAACAUAUUAAGGCACUUCAGAUUCCGCAAGGAUGCAAAAACGCAGGUAAAAUACAAAAUGGGAGGUUUCCUAUCUGUAAAUGAUCUGUAUCUGGCAGUAGAAAAAAGAGUUAAUGUAAAAUAAAAAAAAAAAAAUGAAUGCAAUUUAUAAACUUUUCACAAUGAAGAUUUUUUUUUUUUUUUUU